Spodoptera littoralis (African cotton leafworm) is the source of this 3051-nucleotide messenger RNA. NCBI's taxonomy places the organism in Eukaryota, Metazoa, Arthropoda, Insecta, Lepidoptera, Noctuidae. The record is from the annotation of a GenBank genome assembly.
AUGUCUGACAGUGAUAGCGACACAUCCAACAAUGUUUUUACCUUCCAGAACACGAAUACUAUUGUUAGCGCGAAGGGUCCAAACAUUAACGUAUCUAAUUUCAGUUUUCGUAACCCAAUGACUUCAACUAUGUGUAUGCCAAAAAACUUCGAAAGGUCGAGGUAUGCCGAAUCAGUUUGUGACCAAAGAAGUAUGUACUACAGACGUGAAACUUCGCCAAUGUCAAUACGCAGUGCUUGUGAUGUAAGGUCACGGAAUUACCAGCAAUAUUAUCCUACAGCAAGCUCCCAAAAGUCUAUGUUUAGUGGAAGAGGUGGUUCUCCAAUGUCUAUGAGAAGUAUUGAUUCAUCUGCAAGUGUGAGUGCAGCAGAUAUAGCUUUUGCAUUCAAGAAUGUGAAGUUUAAUCGAUAUGAUCUCAAAGUUAUAAAGGAUGCUUACCACAAACUAAUGAAGCAAAGGGUUAGAAAAAGAAUUGAGAAGAGAAGGAACAUGAGGUUGUACCUUAAAGGCAGUAGGAGAAGAUCAGGUUAUGACUCUGGAGAGCUAGGAAGCAACUCCUCAAUCAGCAGUGAUGACUGUAGGUCUGUUAAGACCUCUUAUAAAGAAAACAUGUCCAGCAAUGCAUCAACAAGGAUGAAUUUGACUGAUUUCAGAAGGACUGUCAAUGACAACACAUUCAAAGAUUGUUCUGAAAGUCUAAAACAGAGUGUGUUUAAAAAUAAGUUUCCCAUUGGAAUCAAUAGUGCAAACACUACUAGAAAUUUUAAUAGCUCAGUGAUGCCUUCAAACAAUUUACAAAGCAAUCCUUUUACUUCUCAAAAAGACAGAUUCAAAAAUGGUUUUUUAUUGCCAUCUCAGAGAUUUAACAAGUCAGUAGCUUCAUCAGUAAUAAUGGAGAACUCUGAAAAGUGUUAUAAAACUACAGCAAAUAACCCAAGAAACCAUAAUGCUCAAAAUAGAAACAAUUGUGUAAGUGGUAGUGAAGAAGAAGAAAUAUUUUCAGAAGUGACUGUUAGAGAGAAGAGUCCAUGUAAUAUUGAACCUCAGCGUAAAAGGAGCCUAGAUAGCGAGGAUGAAUGUCUUCCCCGAAAAAAGAAAAGCAGAGUUUUAUCACCAGUUAAGAAUGAUCCAAUUAAUAGAAGAACUCCAACUAAACUAAAGGAUCAACCAAAAAAUGUUGCAUUAUCAAAUAGCUUUGAAUUUGCCAAACCUUCUUUGCCAGUCAGGAAAUCAAAGCCGAAAGUACAAGAAAAGCUCAUAGCUAAAUCAGCACAACCUUUGACAGACUUCUUGGAACCAAUACUUGAUAAAAUACAACAGCCUGUUCAAACAGUACAAGACACACAGCCCGAAGUCUCCCAAGAGAAAUCCACUGAAAAUUUGUCUCAACUUGAUCAAUCUGAAGCAACACAAAGUGACAUGUCUUCACGGCCAAGCUUUAUUAAAAGAAAACUAUUCACACAGACACUGGAUGUUGCAGAGAAAGCUAAUGUGAGCAGUGACAGUACAAACAGCCCACAAAGUGGGGUUUAUCUUCUACAGAAGGAAAAAAACAAAGCUAGAAAGGUGGUGUCCAACCAGUCAUGUCUAAAUAGAGAAGUUCAAGAUGACAGUAAUCUGUUAGAUUUAAUUCAUAAGAUAGUACCUCGUGACCGUAUGAACUUGGUGACUCCAAGUGACAAAAUUGUUGAUAAAACUGUAGAUAAAACGCUCAUGCCUAAAGAUUGUAGAAUUUUGGUGGAAAAGAUGCAACCUAAUGAUGUAGCGCAGCAGCAAGUUGCGAAUAAAGAUGUCAACCUAACAUGUAACAGUGUCACAGUGAGCAGUGUUAAGAAUUCAGCGAAGACAUUUUGGGAUACCGACUUUGAAAGUGAUGCAGAAUGCCAGACUAUACUACCAAGAAUCAAUACACUUGAUAGCUCCAAGAAAGCAAAUACGACAUUGGGAGUAACAACUACUUUCAAAAAGCCAACUGGUUAUGCAAACAUGCAAAUGUUAAAAAAAUCACAACAAAAUCUUGACAAGACGAAACAAUCAAAUAAUGUUACCAUGAAUAGCACUACGAUGAAUAAUACUGUGGAUAGCAGCAUGCGUAAAUUUAAUGCCAGUACCCUGAGCAUCCGAUCACAUCGUAUGACUAAAAAACCUAACUGCUGCAAUCAAACCUGUGUUAGUGAAAACAAUCUAAAAGUAAACAAUCAUAACAAAAUUACUGUAGAAAAUAAAAAAGAUAAGUCUAAAAAGCAAGAAGAUGGACCUGUACAAAAGAUUAAGGCAAAAGAAAAUAAACUAACUAAUAAUCUAACUGUUGUCCCUAAAGCAAAACCAACUAAAAAUGAUAAACCCAAUAAAGCCAAAUCUACGACAAAAAUAAACACAAGUGCUAAUGAAAAAUCUUCAAACAAUAACAAGCAAGCUGUUAGUCCAAAUAAAAAUAAGCAAGUUAGCAGUCCAAACAAAAAUUCCAAAAAGUCUGAUAUAAAAUCAAAAACAGCCAAAUCAAGCAUAAACAAUAAAAAAAAAUCUGAACAACCAAAUAAUAAAAUUGCAAAUGGAAAACAAAUAGACACUCCACAAGUGAAGAACAAUUCUAAAUCAAAACCACAAAAUGAUAUGCAGAAAAAUAAAAACGACAGCCCUAAAGCUAAAUCCAAAUCAAAAGACAGCCUUACAACCAAUGGAGUUCCACCUAAAUCCAAUAAUAACAAUACUGUUAUACAAAAUACAUCUUUGACUGGACGACCAUGGAGGUCAUGUCGUACACCAAGCCAAAGCAGGUCUAUAGAACUUUCUAGAUCCACGCAACUGGACACCUCCAUCGAAAAUAACAAAAGUCUUCGUUCGAGAGUAAUUAAUUUGUCCUCUUCUAUCGAAAACAUUACUAUAAACAUCAAGGCUAGGAAGAAAACAAUGAACAAUAAUAAAAAUAUUUCACAAAUAAAUACAAGAAAGAGUGAUGUAUCAUUCUCGUUGGGGACCGGGACACCGACACCAAAAAAAAGUUUCGCGCGAACUAAAGCCAAUUUUAACAGAAGCAAAAGAAGAACUUAG